Rhizopus microsporus ATCC 52813 is the source of this 1209-nucleotide messenger RNA. RefSeq names its product COP8-like protein. Lineage: Eukaryota; Fungi; Mucoromycota; Mucoromycetes; Mucorales; Rhizopodaceae. The record is from RefSeq and is a predicted model, not a curated record. Gene Ontology annotation, cellular component: cytosol; COP9 signalosome. The transcript has 5 exons. The coding region runs from base 1 to 1209 and encodes 402 amino acids.
AUGAACUUGCAAAUACGACUACAAGAGUGUCUCUCCAUUCCACAACAAAAAGAAAAGAUAGAUGCCUUUAGUUCUGUAUUGAACGACAUUCUUCUUUCUAGUAGCAACACACAAGAUUUGGAAUGUUAUAUUGACGCUGUCUUGAAUGAUCAAGUGGGUCUAGUCGCUUCUAGACAGCUUCUGUCUGAUUUCAUUGCCUUGUUUGACCAAAAGAUAACAAACCAUUCGACACAAAAACAACUCUUGCUUUAUGCUAUUGCUCGUGCCCAACCUCGUUCAGUGAGCUUUGAAGAAUCGUUGUCACAAUUAAGAGAAAAACUCGCCGAUGUUUAUGAAAGUGAAGACGAUUACUUGGAAGCAGCUAAAACAUUGCAAGGCAUUCCACUUGAUUCUGGUCAUCGAGCGGUAUCGGACGAAUAUAGAUUAAAGAUAUAUAUGCGCAUAGUAAAACUGCUUUUGGAAGAGGAUGAGGCAAUACAGGCUGAAACUUAUCUUAAUCGUACAGCACUGCUCAUUGCAAGCUCUAAUGACACGCUAUUAACUCUAACCUACAAAUUAUCUCAAGCGCGUAUUCUUGAUGCCAAGCGCAAGUUCCUUGAAGCAUCUUCAAAGUAUCAUGAAUUAAGCUAUGUUGCUGAAAUACCUGAAGACGAGAGAAUAUUAUGCUUAACAGCAGCGGUACAAUGCGCUGUACUAGCAGGCGCUGGACCACAACGAUCGUGUACAUUAGCAACGUUAUACAAGGAUGAAAGAACACAUCAACUUCCAUCUUAUGCUAUUCUCGAAAAGACAUACUUAGAACGUAUCAUUCGUCCAGACGAAGUGUCAGAGUUCGUCAGCACGUUAAAGCCUCACCAUUUGGCUCGUUUGGCUGAUAAUACAACCGUAUUUGACCGUGCUAUCAUUGAACAUAAUAUGCUGUCAGCUUCCAAGAUUUACAAUAAUAUUCGAUUGGAUGAACUGGCUACUUUAUUAAACGUAUCAACUGAGCAGGCAGAACAGGUAGCAGCACGAAUGAUUGGAGAAAAUAGAAUGAUUGGAAGCAUUGAUCAAUUGGAGCAGCUCAUUUCGUUUGAAUCAGGUGGAGCAGCACAAGAGGAGGAAUCAGGUGCUUGGGAUAGAGCAAUUCAAACACUCUGUCAUGACCUUGACUUUGCUAUUGCCUCUAUUCAAGAAAAAUACCCUCAAUAUGCUUCAACAAAAAUAUAA